Molecule: messenger RNA, 916 nt
Organism: Corythoichthys intestinalis (scribbled pipefish)
Lineage: Eukaryota; Metazoa; Chordata; Actinopteri; Syngnathiformes; Syngnathidae
Product: cholecystokinin-like
Exons: 4
Coding region: 147-554 (135 amino acids)
Biological process (GO): digestion
Cellular component (GO): axon; extracellular region
Molecular function (GO): neuropeptide hormone activity
Source: RefSeq, a predicted model, not a curated record
CGCGGAUCGGGGAAUACACAGUGCAGGAGACCAUGACCGCACACACACACACACACGGAGAGAGAGUAUAAAAGGAGCAUCCUUCCCACUGAGCGGACAAGUGCUCUCCUAACGCUCCCUUGAACGAACCAAAUAUCAUUCUCAAGAUGUCUACAGGGCUGAGUGUGUGUUUGGUUCUGGCGGUCCUUUGUACAAGCUCAUUGGGGCUCCCCUUCUCCUCCCAUCUCGGGGACGAGGACCACCGUUCCCCCUCCGCAGAAGCCCACCUGGAAUCCCACACUUUGGGGGAGCCCCAUCUCCGACACAGCCGCUCUGCACCCCAGCUCCAAGGGCUCUCCCCAUCCCAAGAGGAUGUAGAGUCGCGGGCCAACCUCAGCGAGCUGCUGGCCAGACUCAUCUCCUCUAGGAAAGCAGGUUCUGUUCGUCGGAACUCGUCGGUCAACAGCAGAGGCGGCGGCCUGAGCAAUGCCGGUCACCGGAUAGCAGACAGGGACUACACGGGCUGGAUGGACUUCGGACGGCGCAGCGCAGAGGAGUACGAGUACUCCUCGUAGAUUUGAAUCACUCCACUAGUGUCCAUUCAAACACAAUAAAAGUCUAAUGAGGUUGUACAUUUGUUUGUAAUGCACUGUUAAAUGCAAUAUACAUAUGCCAAACUUUUGCCUCUCUGUCACCCAUUUCAUUGUGUCAAAAGAGGGAAUGUGGUGUCAGGGUACAUUGAGACUUCGCAAACUGAAUAAGCGUUCAGGAAAACAUGAUCGCUGUUCUCUCACUCUGGUCGAGGCAGAUGGCAAACUGUUUUUGUCAUCCUAAUUUAUAAUUGUUAUGUGGGCUUCUGUUGAGACCUUUGAUCACACAACUGUAAUUUGGUGUAUUAUAAGUAAUAACUGCAAAUCAUCCAAAUAAAAAAAUAAAA